ACGGCAGCUCCUAUAUUAUCUCUACUGUCGUUAUACUGCUGCAUGAAAUAGCCUUUAUAAAUACGGGGAAUUCAUAUGCAACGCGUAUGAGCGUUUGUGUGAAAAAGAUCUGUUUCCUUGAAACUCGUAUGGAGUGAGCUUGUUGUGAGUUCAAGUCAUGGACCUCGCGUUUACUCUGGUGAUAUUCCAGGAAUUCAACUUUAGGUUGCGGUGAAACUUGCUAUACGCGCAUAGGACGGUUCUGUAAAAUUAUACGGUCGCUCGAAUACUGACGAUGCAGUGUUAAAGGGACUUUUUACUGCAUACUCGUGAAAAUCGAAAAUGGAAGAGCUGACUACAUGACUGGAUUUAUUUCAAACAAAAAGGGUCUCCUGGAGCCCAUUGCGUAAACUCGAGUGCAUAAACUUGUGAGCAAAAACAGCAAGUCAAAUUCCUCUCACCUCAAACAUUGAAAAGUUCAAGCUUUCCAUCAGGAACAUUUCCUUUCUACUCUCUCAUAGAAGUCACUAGAGUGUGGAGGGGUGACAGUGGCCUGGUAAAUUCUGACCUUUGAUCCAGUGUGGGUCCAGGCCAGUGAAGGACCAGCGAUGUACCAGGAGGUGGCCUUCCUUGCAGGCAGCACUGAGCAUCAGUUUACCACCUUCCACUUCAAUCCUUUAAAGAGCCCUGUGGAAACGGGUACCAAGAAGAGUGUCUUCUACAAACGUGCCAGACAGCUGCCAUGGCCUUCUGGGCAAGAGGAAGAGAUUCGUUGUAGAACAGCCAUUACAGACGAAACUUUCUUGACUGACAGCACUGCCAUUAUUAACGUAGGUGGUAUCCGUUAUAGUAUCCCAUGGGCGACGCUUGAGGACUCCCCGCUGACACGUCUAGGGAAGCUGAGGAGCUGCAGCAGUGCUGAGGAAAUCUUGGAUUUGUGUGAUGACUACGAUGCACGCUGCAAUGAGUUUUUCUUUGACCGCAGCCCAAAUGCCUUCCGCUGCAUUGUGACUUUCCUAGCAGCUGGAAAGCUGCGGCUCCUGCAAGAGAUGUGUGCUCUAUCCUUCCAGGAGGAGUUGCUGUACUGGGGUGUGAAGGAGGCCAGUCUAGCUUGGUGCUGCCUGAGGAAGCUGCGGCUCAGGCAGGAAGACCAGCGAGAGCACUUGCGGCAGGAGGAAGAAGAAACCGAGCUGUUAUUACUGCAAUCCUGUGAAGAGGCACUGGGGCCAGAGGGCCAGGAGGAGGGCCGUCUAGCUGGGUGCAUGCACAACCUAAGCAACAUGGUUGAAAACCCACACUCAGGCCUGCCAGGGAAGAUCUUCGCCUGCCUGUCUGUAGUGUUUGUGGCCAUAACAGCAGUCACCCUCUGUGUCAGUACAAUGCCAGACCUGAGAGAGGAAGAGGAAAGGGGUGAGUGCUCCCAGAGAUGCUACAACAUCUUUGUGCUUGAGACGGUGUGUGUGGGAUGGUUCUCAUUAGAAUUUUUGUUGCGCUUCAUUCAGACACAGAGGAAAUGUAUGUUCCUGCGCACACCUCUCAACAUCAUUGACGUGGUUGCCAUCUUGCCCUACUACAUCACUCUGAUUGUGGACUCUCUGUCGGUGGGAGACCGGCCCACUACCUCAGGAAACAACUACCUGGAGAAGGUAGGCUUGGUCCUGCAAGUCCUGCGAGCACUGCGCAUUUUCUACAUGAUGCGAUUAGCUCGUCACUCUCUGGGCCUUCAGACGCUGGGGCUGACGAUACGCCGAUGCACACGUGAGUUUGGCCUGCUGCUGCUUUUCCUGUGUGUCGCAAUGGCACUGUUCUCACCACUGGUCUUCCUAGCUGAGAGUGAGAUGGGUGCCAAGCAGGAGUUCACCAGCAUUCCUGGGAGCUACUGGUGGGCUGUCAUUUCCAUGACAACGGUGGGCUAUGGUGACAUGGUGCCACGCAGUAUUCCGGGACAGGUCGUGGCACUGAGCAGCAUCCUUAGUGGUAUCUUGCUCAUGGCAUUCCCAGUCACAUCUAUAUUCCACACCUUCUCCCGCUCCUACCUGGAGCUGAAGGAGGAGCAAAGCCGUGCUACACUCCACAAACCCCAUUUGCAGGACAGCACCAAGUCCCAGAACAGUGAAGACUCGCAAGACACAGACAGCUCCCUCCAUGGCAUCACAGAUCACACAGCAGCUGCCAGGGAGCAGCACUGA
Molecule: messenger RNA, 2168 nt
Organism: Colossoma macropomum (tambaqui)
Lineage: Eukaryota; Metazoa; Chordata; Actinopteri; Characiformes; Serrasalmidae
Gene: kcng2
Product: potassium voltage-gated channel, subfamily G, member 2
Exons: 4
Coding region: 588-2168 (526 amino acids)
Biological process (GO): potassium ion transmembrane transport; protein homooligomerization
Cellular component (GO): membrane; voltage-gated potassium channel complex
Molecular function (GO): voltage-gated potassium channel activity
Source: RefSeq, a predicted model, not a curated record